Parnassius mnemosyne (clouded apollo) is the source of this 3594-nucleotide messenger RNA. NCBI's taxonomy places the organism in Eukaryota, Metazoa, Arthropoda, Insecta, Lepidoptera, Papilionidae. The record is from the annotation of a GenBank genome assembly.
AUGAACGUUGUACAAAGGGACACGCGAGUUCCCAAAUUUAAACAACGAUUUAAAAAUGAACUUGUGAGAAAGGAUGCAUCUUUAGGUAUUCGAGGUGGUAUGGCCAUUUUACCACCUAAUAAGGUACCACGGUAUCAAUUUAAUGCAGAAAACAGAACGGCAACUCUAAAACGAACAUCGGCAAUGGGACCUCCUUUAGGGUCGCCCCGAAGUCUUAAGCGCAAGAUUUUAUAUAAUUCAAGCUCUGCGAAACCAGAAUCUUCAUCGAGUGGUCAAGCAAGACCUAGGAUAUUAGCAAGUGACUCUGGUGCAGCGGAUACGUCGCAAGAUUUCGUUACGCCGAAAAGAAGACCGCAGGCCAUUAGAUACAUAAGUAGCAGUAGCAGGGGUGGCUACAGUGGAACUAGGUCUGCACGUUCGACUUCCACUUCUGUGGUUGAGGCCAGUGUUAUUUUAGCAAUUUCCGAAGGGAGAGGUAUGGCUCGAGGUGAAAUCGGAAUGGCAGCAGUGGACCUCAAGCAUCCACAUCUUGUGCUGUGUCAGUUCAGCGACACCUUGCUUUACACGCAUACAAUGACAAAAAUCAAUUAUUUUAAUCCGGUCGAGAUAAUAGUGCCGCACACGUUCUGCGAGAGCGCACAGCCCAGUCAAUUGUACAAAUUGAUCAAGGAUCAUUAUCCGUUGGUGAAUCUAACGACAGUACAAAGGAGACAUUUCAACGACGCCGCCGGACGGCAACACAUACAAACGCUUUGUGCCCCACAGUACAGUGCCGUUUAUUUGCAAGUGUUGCAGAAAUUCUAUGCUCUAACGGCAGCGGCAGCCGUACUGAAAUAUGUUGAAUACAUACAAUGUAUUGUCUUUGCCAGGGAAUCUUUAAAGAUCGAAUACCAUUCUUCAGAACAUACUAUGAUCAUCGACGUAGGAACGGCAACUCAACUAGAGCUAGUUCAACCACUAGUCCCAUCAGCUGGUCCCACAUGUUGCCUACUAGGAGUGUUAGGUCCUACAUAUACUGUUGGCGGUAUACGAGCGCUAAGAGCUGCUAUUCUACAGCCUUCUUGUAAUAAAGAGUUUAUUGAAGCAAGGCUCGACACUGUACAAGAAUUAAUCGAGAGUGAUACUGGCUUGAUGGUGGAUUUACAGGAUAUAAUUAAAAAACUCUCUGAAAUUGACAAGAUAUUAUUUCUAUGCAUGGAAACGCCAAACACGAACAUCGACAAAUUUGGCGAGGCGCAACUCAAUCAAACAUUACUUCUAAAAACGACAAUGGAGAUGGUACCUAAGCUAGUGGAAGCUCUAAAAACAGCUGAAAGUGGAAAAUUAAGAAAAAUAAAAAUGGAAUUCGAGAAUCCAAAUUACAAUGAAAUAGCUGAACGUAUUCGUAAAAUAAUCCAAGACGAUGCGCAUUUGGAGAAAGGUGCAAUGGGUAGCUUACAAAGAUGCUUCGCUGUGAAACCGGAAAUAAAUGGUCUUCUAGAUGUUGCUAGAAGGACUUACUCGGAAUUGAUAGAAGAUAUACAGAAGAUAGUGGAACAGCUCAGCGAGAGUUAUGACUUGCCGAUAAGACUAAACCAAAACGUUACGAAAGGUUUCCACAUUGUGUUACCAGUUGCGCCAAAAAACAGAAGAAAUUACAACGUUGAAGACUUACCAGAUAUAUUUAUUCAGGUGCACUUCAACGGUACUAGUGUGUCAAUGACUACUGAAGAACUCGUGGUUCUUGAUCAACAGGCUAAGGAGUCGCUCAAUGAAAUACAGAAAAUGAGUAAUAUAGUUAUUUCAGAGUUACUUAAAGAAUUGCGUCCUUUUAUGUCAAGCCUUUACAAACUCUGCGAAAAUGUCGCUGAAUUAGACAUUUUAUUAGCCUUGGCGCAAGCAAGCUCUAUAGGUUCGUACAUAAGGCCGCAAUUCAACAGCUACUUGGACGUGAGAAACUGCGUGCAUCCUCUAUUGGACUACAAUAGUCAAACGAUGCCGGUGCCUAACGAUGUAUUUGCGAGCCCUGAAUACAACUUUACAAUAAUUACCGGACCUAAUAUGGGAGGCAAAAGCAUUUACAUUAAACAGAUUGCUAUUAUGCAGAUCAUGGCGCAGCUGGGAUGUUUCCUACCGGCAACGAAUGCGGUCUUAAGACUUUGCGACCGUAUAUUUUCUAGAAUAGGAUUCAAUGAUAGCGUUGAACUAAAUGCCUCUACAUACGUCUACGAGAUGAAGGAAACUCAACACAUUCUAAAAGGGUUGACAACAUCCAGUCUUGUUAUUAUUGAUGAAUUGUGCAGAGGAACUUGUUCGGAAGGAGGCACAAGCAUGGCCUGGGCUAUUUGCGAGGAAUUGAUAAAUAGCGAAGCGUUCACAUUUUUCACUACACACUUUUUGAUUUUAACGAGACUGCAAGAAUUAUACUAUAACGUAGUCAACCGCCACACAUUAGUGACCGAAGAAGUUGCAGGAAAAGAUAAUACAGAACGAAAGCUGAUUUAUCACCAUAAAAUCGAACCAGGAGUUACGAAAAUUGAACAUUACGGCUUAGGUCUAGCUGCUAAAACAAAUUUACCCGAAGAAACUGUAAAGCUUGCUUGGGAAAUAGCUAAAUUGAUUGUGAAAAAUAAAACGCCAUAUUCUACGACAAUUGUAGAAAAGAGUGACGAAGAACUUCUUUACAAGCUUCAUGCGGAUAUUAAAUUGGAGAUGUGGAAAAACUUCAACGCAAGGGAGAAAAUAAAAGAAAUUAUUUAUAAAUUUAAAAUGGACAACCCACAAUUAAUCGAAAGAAUUAAAUCACAAAAAAAUAGAUCUAUUGUUUCAUCUGACUCUCCUGUUGAAUUUUCUUCUGAAAGUAAUGUAACUAAAAAACAAGUAGUUACUGAGGAUCUGAGUACAAAAAAUGUCGAAACUAUCAUCGAAGGAAAAACUACACCUAGAAGUCGAAAAACACAAAAUAUGUAUUUACCUCAAGCCUCUACUUUGCCACAAAAACUUACAACAACCGAAAGUUAUAAAAACAUUGAAGAUGAUAGCUACGCUACUGUUAAGCUAUCAACCGAAUUAUUAAAUACGUUUCCAAACAGAAAAGGCCAUUUCGAUGCUAAAGAAGUUAUUUCUCAGAGCAUAACAACAGAAAUAAAUUAUAAUUAUUCACCUCAUUUAAGUAAAAAAGAACCUAGAAGAUAUGAAAACAGUGUUUCAACGAAUGAAAAUGAUAAGAGCGCCAGCAAUGUUCAGAUUGAUUAUGUUAAUGUAUUACAUCAAGAAUACAGUAAUACUGGUGAUAUUGGAACCAUAAAUGGUAAUUUACAUACAAUGCACGUGGGAGAUGAAUCGAGAUCGGAAAAUGAAAUAAAUUCAAAGGAUGAGGAUUCAGUUGAUAACAACAUAGAUGUAGCAGACGCAUUAACACAGAUAGUUGAAGAAUAUUCUAUUUCGUCUCGUUCUAGUUCACGUUCUAGUCUCGUUGAAGAUAGUAACAAUAUUUCUUUAGAAGAAUUAAUGCAAGAAACUAUUGAAGAUAUCCACAAAGAUUUAGAAGGAAUUGACGAUAUAGAAAGUGUUAUUCUAACGCCACCGCUAAGUUUUCGUGAUUCCAAUAAUUAA